Messenger RNA from Giardia duodenalis, 8946 nucleotides. RefSeq lists its product as uncharacterized. Bases 1 to 8946 code for a protein of 2981 amino acids. NCBI's taxonomy places the organism in Eukaryota, Fornicata, Diplomonadida, Hexamitidae. The transcript has a single exon. The record is from RefSeq and is a predicted model, not a curated record. Gene Ontology annotation, cellular component: nucleolus; small-subunit processome; 90S preribosome.
AUGCCCCGCAGAGAUCAGCAGAGGGACCAGCUCACACCGAUCUACGACACUCGGACCAAGACCACCAAAUACCAUGAUUACUUCUCUCUCAUGGCCCACUUCAACAUUGACUCCACGCGGAGUAAGCACUAUGACACGGAUCUCCCAGAAGACCAGCGGAUAUCCUUGUUUUCUGCUAAGCUGGAAGAGCUUCAGGCUGGCAACGAUCACGGAGUGUUUCUGUCUCUCUGUGACGACGUGAUGCUCAACUAUAGACUGUUGGUGCAGGUUUUGUAUGAUCCAGAUGGUCUCUUUUCCAUUAUUGAGAAUGCCUUAAAUGCGCUAACACUCGAGGAUCCUAAUAGCUCGGAUUUCAUAGCAAGCAAGACCGUUUAUUUGAGCAUCAUUCGCGCGCUGCCUGACCUUUUCCGUGACCUGGGGCCUAGUAAUAAGCACUUUAUUCUCACAAGCCUCACACUUUUACGUCUCAAUGGCGUGUGCAAGCAUCCAGAGUUAUUUGUGGGGGCAAUUCAAAGCCUACUUCUUUCUCUGAAGUAUCUAGGCGGGGCCAUACCCGAGGGUAUUUGGGGUGCAAUUCUCUCCUAUGUGGAACAGAUGGAGCGUAUGCUAUGGCCAGGCUUGGCGGAGAUACCAGCGUAUCUUGUCAGAGUUCACUCCCGCCACGACGACUGUAUGUCUGAGAUCUUCACGUCGAUCGCCGGGCCCCUUGAGUCAACAAUGGCUAAUCUAGUACUUCUUCUAGCGUGCCGCCACCCUGACGGAACCCUGCAUAGUCGUUUUGAUAUCAUUAUUGGCUCCUAUUUCUCUAUCCCGAAGUCAGAUACCGAGAACUGGCUUGUUGAUCUAACCACGCUCUUCGCAGAGGCAGAAAUGGAUUCAUCUGCACUAUCACAGGUUAUUCUAUCUAUUACUGGACACGCACUGAAACUGCUGUCAGACCCUUCUCAGCAGCAUGAGACUCAAAACGCACUACUCUCUCUUGCAAUGUUCUACCCCAAUAAGAUGACGUUUUCCGGUAUUAAUGACCUUUAUCACUUGAUUGUGGCGAACAAAGAAGCUUUGAAUAGGAGCCUUUACUUACUGACUUUGUGCUUGUUGGCUAUCUCUACCUCUCUCCACGCAGAAUGCAAGGAUGACUUAGUAGCAACCUUUUUCAAACAGUUUCAUGCUGACCUAUGCAAUUAUAACGUGUUCUACUCUCUCUAUGUCAUGGUUCAGGACUUUUCAAGGCACCACAAACGGGACAUCUUUAUAGACACAUUCAAAAGUGUGUACAGCUCUUCUCUUUCAGAGGAUCACUCCCCGUACAUUCGUCUUUACCUUUUCUGCGAAGGAGUCUGUGAUUCGCCCUCCGGUUCAGAACUCGACGCAAUUGUAGAAGCAAUCGAAAGGGACUUUGUCCAUGAGCUGGAGAACGAAACAGGAUCUAUGUUGUGCACUGUCCUAGCCUGUCUAUAUUCGCGCUCGUUGCUCAGUAGAAAGCAUACGCAAGCGCUGCAGUCUCUCUUGCAAAGCAUUGAUGCAUCGUAUUUGAAUAUGCUUUCUGUAGGCAGAAUAGCUAAGAAGCCCGCGGUGCUUACAACGCAAGGUGCUCUUAUCACCACCCUGCUUUCUCUAUUAAUUCAGGUCACCCCUGGUUCACCAGAGUACUUCUUUACAUUACUCGAGUCUAUCGUCUCCAUCCAGUACGACUCUCUUUUCGACGUUCUGGCAACACGGCUGGCUGGUGCUUCGCUGGACGAGCUAUAUGCAACCCUUUUAAACAGCGAACUACCUUUAAUCAUGCUGACAUCUCCCAAUGGUGUCAUGAGACGAUCGAUGUUGAAGAUAGUGAGUUUACUCGGGGGUGCCUCACGCGGGUUUGCUAUUAUUGGUCAGUAUGCCAGCCUCUUUCCCCUUACGAAUGUUUUUGAAGUCCAGCAUAUAAUGACACAGUUGCAGAAGCAGCUGUUAGGCUUCCUGGAGGUCUCAUCUGCUAAGGCCAACGACGACUCUGCCAGGGUAAUAUCCAUCGUUGCAGCGGCGACAUGUGGACUUCUCUACAUGCGCUUUGCACCUGUAGCCGACGGCGCUAUUGACUUGCUGCGUUUAUUUGCCGAGAUGCGUCCGGCAGAAGUCUCCUACGUGUUCGAGCGCUAUCUCUGGAAAUUCGUAUUCGAGCUUACUGCUUAUGAGGUCAAGAACCCUGUGUUUGAACUGAUUCAUAACUUCUCUAUGGAGGCAGAGUACCCUUAUCCCUAUACGUUAGAUGGCCAAGAUGAUCAGGGAGCAGAGGAGCGGGUAUAUCGCUCUGACAAUAAGUUCCGUGCCAGAAUCAUGACGGCUGAGCGGGAGCAGAUUGCUGUCCGCCUCAAUUUGCUCGUUGACAAGGCUACAGUUCGAUCAACCCAUCUAUUGACUAGUAAGGUGGUUGCACAGCUUCUACUGGGAAUAAAUACGAUUAAGUACAUAGGCGUUAACACGAUUCUUCCCUCGGAGAGUUUGAAGAUUGUGACACUUCUUGCUGAAAAGGCGAUUUGGAUGACACACUUCACUAAUAUCUUUUCCGAUGCUUGUGUGUGCGGGCUGAUCGCCGCCUAUGUUAAGCGUAUUAACCUUGGAAACACUAGUGAAGGCUAUGAAGGCUCUGAGAUUCAUUCCCGUUCAAUGGACCUAAUGAGCAAGCUUUUUUGUCUCUUGGCAGACCGCAUUGUAGAUGAUUCGCGCGCUAAAUUAAUGGGAGCGAUUAAGCUCGUCUUCUCUACUGCCUCGCUAGAGUACAUGGUUCCUAACUGCGUAAUUCUCUACUACUUCUUGACUAAGGCCCCCUUCAUUCACGUAUUGGGACGCAUGGCCAAUUUGCAGACUUUUACUGAUCAGCUCUUAAGUCUCCGCUUUAGCGGCAGCGAGGUCGCAGAGCCACCGUACAAGCUUACUAGAGCCGGCUUCGAUGAGCUAUAUGAGCUCUGUACCAAGAAGUUGUCCAGAAAGCAGAUGUAUGAGCGUGACUAUGGCGGAAUUUCCCUCAUACACGAAGCCUACCGGGCAGAUUUCAUGGACAUUGCACUCUAUCUCAUGGCGGGAAAGGUUGUCCGCACAGGCAGGAGCUUCAACUAUAUUUCAGGCGUCGCAAAUGCUGCCGUCGGAGGACGGUCUGUCGGCUCUGAUGACAGUAGGCGCCGCACCAUUUUCGCAUUUGCGGAGCAAAACAUGGACCCACGAGAGCGCAACCGCAUGUACGGGAUUCUCAUCGCUCCUAUUUUCAGUAAGCUCUUCCACGACGUUAUCAUUGGCGGCACAGAGGCAGAGAUAGUUGAGUUUCUUCUCCAUAGGGUCGAUCUAGAGGACAUAUGUGGGCUAGCUGCUAGAGUCCCCAACGUUCACGGAAACAUGAUCCGAGGCUUCUGUAACACAUGCACAAUGAUGCUCCCGUACAUCUCAAGCGCCUACAUUACAACUGCGUAUUUGCACGUGGUGCUCAUUCUCGCUACUUUCUGGUUCUUUGACCUGGAUGCGCAUACACACUUGACAGAUUGGUACAAUAGCUCUUUGGAUACCUAUCGUGCAGAUGCCGUCGCACGGAAUGAGGCCAAGAAAAUCCCCCACCAAGGGGUGGACAUCGACGGCAUCGAGAUUGAUCUUAUCAGAAGCACCAUUCUCCGUACGAUCAGAACCUUUAUCACUUGCUGUCUUGAAAUUACAGACUCAGAGGCACGCCUCCAGGAGAUAUUCAACACCGGUGCUCGACAGAGCACUCUGACCUUUUUCAAGGUAGUUUAUACGCUGAUCAGUAAGUUCCACAUUAAGAAUGAGUCAGAGCCGUGCUCCAAUAGCCUGGUUAGGAUGUAUACUGUCCUAUCUAGAUAUCCUCUUAGAGUCGAGCGUUACAUGCAAUGGAAUUACUUGUUUAUAGACGACCUUCUAGUCCACUUGCGCCCUCAUCCUAAGCAGAGCUUAACGAUCCUGCGAGUUUUCACUACGUUGGCCACCGCAUUGUUGGACAGCUGCACGCAGACUCUCGAUACGCCUGAGUAUACCCUUCUUUUGGAGAAGCUUCCAAGUAUUAAGAAGGAAUUUACAGAACGGUUGCUCCUUUGUUUACGAAAAAGGCUUUCUACAAAGUACUUUAGAGAAUUCACAAUAGGAUAUACCAUGCCUGAGAACCUGGUGUCGUCUCUCUGCCGUGAAUCUUUGGCCACUGUUCAUACAUUGCUUUUGUGCGAUGCAGAGAGCAAGCGGUUCAAUGUCAUCACUCCUAUCAUCGAGGAGCUUUGCGAAAUUUUCCAUUACGCCCUUAACGCCGACAGCACAGAAGUUUCAGGUGCAAUCCUUAGAUUUUAUGAAUUUGCUUCUCCUCUGUGCACGCACAAUCUUCUCCUUCCUCUUGUUAUGAAGAAUAAGCUUGUGGAUGCCAGACCAGUCCUUGCCAAGCUCUUUCGGUGUUACGGAACCGUGGAGGCCAUAGAAUCCCUAAAUAUCCCUUCAGAAGUAUACUCAAAAGCCAGCACCCUCUCCCUUCGAGACCAUGCAGAGAUAUACACCUUGCUUUACAAGCUCGGGAUACCCCAUAACGAAUCGCGACUGGAGAGCAUCCAACACCUCUCCGCCUACCUGUGCCACUCAAAAAUGGCCUUAGGGAUGGCUCUUCAUUUCCUUACCGAGGGGUCUGAUGCAGAGCGCAGUGCGGCAUCGACACUGCUUCGUACGUUCACCUUAAAACCUCCAGCAGAAGACUCUGAGCAUAGAGACUCGUGGAGGGCCGCACAGGUGCUGCUCUUGAAUUACGUACAUGCUUAUAUAAGUCAGACCGUCGCACAUAGCACGCAGCUUGAUAGCAAGCGGAGGAGAGGGCGUUCAGAGCUCCUGUCGUUUAUGCAGGUUUAUGCAGGAUAUGGUGCUGACAGAAGGCUUCUCUGUGAUGUGCGUGAGAUGCUUAGUGCCGAAGACUUGGCCGUUCUUUUGGAUGAAGAGUUCAACUUCGAUCGUGAAUUGGACUCGGCUGCCCAGUGGUCUAUGCCAUCAUUAAGGUGUUUGGCCAAUGCAGCACGCCCUGAUUAUCUCUGCGUUUAUCAGCUGACUGAUUUUGUCAGGUUGGCAGAUGCUUCUGCGUCCGCUCGCAUAAGCGCAUUCGGCAAUGUAUUUUCAUUUCUGUGCAAUACGUUAUUAGGCAGACUCAUUAUGAGCAACGCAUUUGGCUGUCGAUUAAAUCAGAACAUUAUUACAAACAUCCUCAUCCCCAUAUCUCUGCAAGAGUGUCUUAUUGCUAAUGACGACAAGUUGGAUACCAUGUUUUUGAAUUUUCUGGCUGCUUGUGGCCUUUAUCUAGACUGGGCACGCUAUAGGACAGUUCUUCUCUACCUUCUCGGCCAGGUCAACAGUUCACCCAACGAGGGCAGGCUCAUACAGGCUCUGAACUCGCUUCUCGACAACUUCCGAUUUAUCACAGCUUCAAAGAAUUCUUCAGCUACUCAAAAUGAAAGCUUUGACAGCGAUGAUACUGAAUCGUCGAACGAGUCUGAGCUGGAGGUCUCCAGUGAUAGCGGUGAUACGAGCAUUGCAGAUGAUGCUAGAGAUGGGUCAGGAAAUCACCCUUCACUUAACCUUCUCAGUGCACCUAACACAUCACUCACCGUCGGCUUUGACACUUCAUCCAAAGAAAAUGGUCCUGACGCAGAGCAGGAAAACCAGGAGUUUGAAAAAGCACUUAGUGGGAUGCGAACAGCUAGUUAUAUUAGGAAGAACGACCUCGUCAUUGCCACAGCUAUAGAAAAGACUCAGAAGGAUCAGUCAGAAGCAGUAGAGAGCAGCCCAGAUCCUCUCCAGCUACUCUUCAAUUCCAUCACUGAUUACGCGCCUGCGCAGGUUCUAUCGCAUGUUUCCCGCAUUUUCAUACCACAAGUGCAAAGAUAUAUCAAUAGGCGGCUGGGAACAACGCAGAAUCGGUACCUGUUAGCAACAACGCUUAGUAAGCUUAUCGCAAAACUUCCAUGGGAGCAGCGGCAGCGGCGGCUUAACCAUCUGGUCAUAGUUAUUCUGAAGGAUCUUGCCUCAACAGACCAGGAUGCUCGUGCAGCAUGCAGACGAUGUUUGUCGCACAUAUCAAUGUUGCUGGGGCCAAGAAACUUGGGCACAAUUUUACUCUCAAUAAGAACGCAUUGCGCAAAGGAGUUUAUUGGUGUGCACCUAGCUGCAUACGUGUACUACGAAAUCCUCGAGCACGUGAUCAUGGUUCCUCAUAGGACGCUUCUUGCCGUCAUCCAGAAUCCCUCCAUUAUUCUCAAGCUCCCAUAUGUGGAUACAUCUAGUUGCAACGUCUCUCCUCUACCAGAUGCUAUAACCCCAAUCAGUUUGCGGCAAGUCAUUGCAGUUCUUGUACGAGACAUGUUUAGUGCGCAGGCUCAAGAACAGAAGGCCCGCUCGCUACUAAGCAUCAAGCACAUUGAGGUGGGUGAGUCUCGCUCUGCAGAUAUAAUUCGACUGACUGCAGCAUCUCUGUCCUUCUCUAACAUCACCCAAACCGUCUUCUUCAUUGAGCCUCUGUUCAGGGGCUGUGCCUACUCUUUUUCGUCAACCCAGCAGGAUGCAAUUGUACACUCCUUACUGGCUGGCUGGUUCGUUAACUCUACCGUUACAGAAGACGCUCUUCUGGAGUUUGUCCACUAUAUGAUGUCCCCCAAAUGUUUCUAUCACGCUUUGAUACCUCAGAUUGUUGACGCGUGCAACAAGCUUACCAAGCAGGAGAAGAUCAUCAACGCUAGAGUCGAAGAGGAUGACUUACGGAGAGCGCGGGCAAUAACAGAUAUCAGAAACGAGCACUUGCUUCUUGAGCCGUCUCCUAAGAGGCUCUACCAGGGGAUCGGUUCCAUUUCUGGAGGCUUCAGCGGAGUUGGCUCAAGUUACGAUACAACGGUGCCCCACAAGCUAGUGGGCGCGCUUCUACGUCAUGGAAUUGAGAAGCACUAUGGCGACCCAUAUGUUCAUGAAUACAUGCCUUACUUCGCUGCUAUUGCUAGUGGAACAGAGGAGUCAGUUCAUGCCCUUCCGCAUGCUGCUCAGGACCCCAUUGCUACCCUUCCUCCACCGGCUCUUCGUGCGCCCACUAUUUCCGCUGAAAGAUAUCCUGAGAUUGCCGACUAUGUGCUUCUCAUGCUCAGCUCUCGAGCGGCCUUCUGCCGCGCUAGUGGAUUCCAUUCCCUUGCCGCUAUGAUGCCCAAUUAUCCAACAGUACGCACCAAGCUUAUUGCCUCCGAGUGUUGCAAGGCCCUUUAUCGAACAUCGGACAGGCAGGAGCUAGAGGCCUGUUUCCGUCUGAUUAACGUGAUUUUGACAAACGACUACGAUCUCUUCUCCACUGAAGAUUAUUCCUUGAUUGUGAAGGUGUCUUCGCUGAUGUUGAAUAAAAGUCUCAAGUCACUGCUAGCCUUUCACAUGAUACAGCUUAUCGUUGAAAAGAAUAUAGAUGUGCCAGAAAUUUAUGAGACAAUGACAUACUUCUGUAAAGUCGCAGCAAUGGUUGAGGGACACGAGCAGACAGCUAGCUUAGUAAAAGCCCUGAGCCACUUCAUUGUCACCUAUGAGAUGACCCAUAAGAAGCGGAUAGUAUAUAUUCGUAACUUGUUAAAGGUGGCAGCAGAGUUUGAAACGAAUGCUGGCCGUCGUGUCGUUCUGGCCUGCCUCCAUGAGGUGUAUCGAGGACUCGACGCAGAGACUCUCAGCGGGUGCGUUGAUAUUUCUGUUGUGUCCUUUGUUGUCACAAUUUCUAACUGCUCGCAACUGGCGGAGGGCUCUGAUCAGGUGGUUUCUGAGGCUAUGCAAACUCUUGCCGUCUUUAUCAAGCGCUGCGAGGAUACUGGCUAUCAGCGCUGCCCCCUCUAUUUCAUUCGCUCCAUCUUGGCGAAUGAGAAGGUGCUGCCCCAGCAGACCAGUGUCCUUAUACUGCUAUCAUGCCUUAGUGAAACUAUUCUGUCGGUAGCUGAUGCCGAAGAUGUCCAGGAGCACGUUGCCGAUGCUUGCAUCUCCGCACUGACCACGUUACUUGAGGUUGUUGUUGACCUGCAAGAUGCGGUUUUUGGAAAGAUGCGUAAAACACGAGAUAAUAUUGAUUUUGUUGCUGCCAGCUUUCGACUGUUUGCCUCGGUUAUUCAGUUGCUAUCUCUGGCACCAGACUUCGAGGCAAAGUAUAACGCGUUAUUCGUUCAGCUACAAGGCUUUUUCGCUGAAGAUACCUAUCGAUCAGUUCUUUUGUCUGCAGCACCGGACUUGCGGUCCAGAAGCCUCACCGUUUGCAACAUCCUUCUUUCUCAUGUGCAAGAGCAGCCUUCUUCUGGAUCUGCAGAAGCGUCUCUAAAGCCCUUUUUAUACCUUAUUGAGCCGUAUAUUCUCAGCAUAGGUGACACGCUUCUAACCAAUUUGGACAAGCAUAGGACCGCCGUGAUUCUUGGCGAUUUGCUCUGCGCAUCCGCCAAGGAUGCUGAUGCCAGCCACUACAAGGUUUUAAAUGCGUUCAGAUUGGUAGACUCUACACUCUUAGAAAUCCCUGCUUCGCAUCCCCAUCUCAAGAUCUCUCUUAUCGGAGCCGUGCUGUGCUUCUUCUCGAAGUUUCAAAAGGAAGACCAGUGCCUUCUUGAGCUCUUGACAAAGGCCUUUAUCCAGACUCUGCUACGCUUGCGUUACUUCCACACCGUUGAGACGGACCCUCGCUAUGAGACUGCAGAGGAAUUUGAGGAGCGAAACCCAGAGGUUCUUCACGAGCGGCAUGUUUGCGACAUUGUGAACAGCACGCUGGAUAAAUUGGAACAGAUAUCUACUGGAACACGGUCGUUUACUGAGCUUCUCAGCGAGUCAGAGCAGGCCGUGGACGCAGAGCCUUUUGAGCCACCUGAAAGGAGGUUUAGAAGACCCGUCAAGAAAAACUCUGUUCUGGAAGCGAUGCUUAAGGUAUCAUACUAUAUUGGUGACAAGGACUAA